AUGGUAAAUGACAGAUGGAAAGCCAUGGGUGGAGCCCCCCAACUUGAAGACGGCCAGCAGGAGAAAUCCCAGCGCACGAGCUGUGGUUACGUCCUGUGCACCGUACUGCUGUCUGUCGCUGUGCUGCUGGCUGUGACGGUCACCGGUGCCAUCCUCUUCAUGAACCACUAUCACACGCCAGUAACUGAGCCUCCACCCGUCAUCAGCACCAACCCCGAUGAAGACAACAGUGCCCUGGUCACCAUUGAGAAGGCGGACAGCUCUCGCAUCAACAUCUUCAUUGACCCUCGAUGCCCAGACCACGCCGACAACUUUGCCCGCCUAGAGGGUGCCCAGGCCUCUGUGCUUCGGGCCCUCACAGACCGUGAAACUGAGUUCAGGGCUGCUGGUGGUCGGGAACAGGCCUUGCUGGCUACCCUGGCUGAUGAGGUCCCCAAACUUCUGGCCCAGGCCAUCGAGCUCCAGGAGGACUGCGAGGGCCUCAAGAGGGGUCAUGGCACUCUGGGUCAGGGGCUGAAUGCCCUGCAGAAUGAACAGGGCCGACUCAUUCAGCUCCUCUCAGAGAGCCAGAGCAACAUGGCCCACCUGGUGAGCUCCGUCAGUGAUGUCCUGGACACUCUGCAGAAAGAUCGAGGGGCUGCACGGCCUCGAAUCAAGGCUGACCUACAAAAAGUCCCUUCCAGGGGGGCCAGGCCAAGGGGCUGUUCCAACGGCUCCCGCCCAAGAGAUUGUCUGGACAUCUACGCCAGCGGCCAGCAGGAAGAUGGGAUUUAUUCUGUUUUUCCCACUCAUUACCCCGCAGGCUUCCAGGUCUACUGCGACAUGAGCACUGAUGGCGGGGGAUGGACGGUUUUCCAGCGUCGGGAGGAUGGUUCCGUCAACUUCUUCCGAGGCUGGGAGGCCUACAGGGAUGGCUUUGGCAAACUCACUGGAGAACACUGGUUAGGGCUCAAGAGGAUUCACGCUCUGACCAUGCAGGCCACCUAUGAGCUGCACAUAGACUUAGAGGACUUUGACAAUGGCACAGCCUAUGCCCACUAUGGAAACUUUGCUGUGGGAUUGUUCUCCGUGGACCCAGAGGAGGACGGCUACCCAAUCACCAUUGCUGAUUACUCUGGCACUGCAGGUGAUUCCUUCCUGAAACACAAUGGUAUGAAGUUUACCACCAAGGACCAAGACAACGACCACUCUGAGAAUAACUGCGCGGCUUUCUACCACGGGGCCUGGUGGUAUCGUAAUUGUCACACCUCCAACCUCAACGGUCAGUACCUCCGGGGUCACCACUCCUCCUACGCGGAUGGCAUCGAGUGGUCCUCCUGGACAGGAUGGCAGUAUUCGCUCAAAUUCACCGAGAUGAAAAUCCGACCAGUCAGAGAGGAAAAUUAGAGUGGGACCAACAGCCCCCUCCCC
Messenger RNA from Trichosurus vulpecula (common brushtail), 1410 nucleotides. It is a transcript of the gene FIBCD1, whose product is annotated as fibrinogen C domain containing 1. The record is from RefSeq and is a predicted model, not a curated record. Bases 1 to 1386 code for a protein of 461 amino acids. The transcript is spliced from 7 exons. NCBI's taxonomy places the organism in Eukaryota, Metazoa, Chordata, Mammalia, Diprotodontia, Phalangeridae.